AGGCCCAACAAGCUAUGAAUGCAACGCUGUGGCUGGUUUUGGUUUCAACUCUUCCAAGCUAACAAAAUUUUGUUAACGAAAAAAUUGUUUAAGAUGUCAAAAGCUGAUCAGGAUCCAAAUGGUUCGCUUAGCAUAAUGGAGCAAAUUAAGAUCCUGAUCAAGCCGCCGCCAAACGAGGAGGAGAAACUAAUACAGCGCACCACGAAUACCAAGCAUCCAUACUAUAGGCGUCCUGGACGCGGACAUAACCACGACCUGUGCGAUGCUUGCGAGGAGGGCGGGAACUUGCUUUGCUGCGACCGUUGCCCCUCCAGCUUUCAUCUUCAGUGCCAUGAUCCACCACUCAACGAAGAGGAUAUACCUAGUGGGCAAUGGUUAUGCCACAGUUGUCGUAUGGCCAAGGUUUCGCAGCCCACUUCCUCUUCCAAGGCCAGCUCCGUCGAACGUGUACCCUCGGGGGGCAGUGGGUCUCGCGCAAAUACCCCAUCCUCCGGCGAACUGGAAUCCAUACCACUGAAGAUCCGUAACUUGCGAAAGCGCAGCAAUAGUGAACGUAAUAGCACCGAAAAGUUGCUCUCCAAGAUGCCAUUGGCCAUACAGCGUGCACUCGAUCCGAACCGAAAGCCGACUCCAUUGGACGACGUAAUACGUGCCGCCAGCAUGCUGAAUCCCCAGCAGUUCUCGUUGCCACCUGAGUUGGAGCUGCACACCCAGUUUCCGGGCAAUGGUAAAGUACAGCCGGUGCAGCAGCCGCACACCGGCCCCGGCAACGGCCAUCGCAAGCCAAACAGUCAGCGACGCUACUCCAAGCCAUUUGAAUUGGAUGCACAGGGAUUGGUGCCUUUGCCGGCCAAGACGUGCUUUUAUUGCACGCGCAGUUGUAAGCGAGCUCCGCUCAUAUCGUGCGACUAUUGUCCGCUAUAUUAUCAUCAGGAUUGCCUAGAUCCACCGCUGACCGCACUGCCCGCUGGCCUCUGGAUGUGCCCUAAUCAUGUAGAGAACUUCAUAGAUGCCAAUAUGACGAACAGCAUUUCGGCCACGGAACGAGUGCGACUGUGGAACCGCUUCCAUCAACCUCUGGAUCACGAGAACGUCAAGAUGGAGUUUUUUAGGCGUGUGAACACACGACAUCCACCAUUCCGUAUGAAGUUGACUAUGCGCGGUCGCGCUCACAUCGAUGUGCCGGCCAUAGUUCGUUACCAUUACGAGCAUCCGCCGGCUCUGCUGCCUUCGAUGAGGCAAACGUUACGGUAUGAUCGCGUGAAGAGGCGCAAACAAUUACCCACUGCUGUGGAGGACAUCUCCAGGGAGAGUGUCACCGAAUCGCUGCUCAAGGAUCUGGAGGCUUUGCGCUGUGCACGCGCCAAAUUUCGCGAAAUACAAAAGGAACUGGGCAAUGCCCAACUCGAUGGCAGCCUCAGCGACAGCGACACAGAGAGCGUCACCGAACAGCAGCAACAGCUGCAGGAGAGCAACGGUUUGGUUGGGUCACCCAAGUCGGACGCCAUUGAUGAUCGAACCGCAGAUAGUCAAAAUGCAAACAAUGAGCAUAAUGAGUGUAUAAAGCAGCAGGCAGCGGAUCAGUCCAAGCUAUCAAAUAGUGGCCAUGGCCAGGGCCUGGAGCUUAGCUACGAGGAGGAUGAGGAGGAGUGUAAAUCGAAUGUUAUAAUCGAUGCGGACCUGUGUCAUUUGGAUGUGGACCUCAUCAAGAAGCUGGCACAUCAACGAUUGCAGCAGCUAGUCCAGGAACAUCCAGAGAUCGUAACGCAGUAUAAAAAUCGCACGGCCGCACGACGUCUGCGGCAACUGUCGACGGCCAUUCAGCCGGGCAACCAGAAUACAGCGCUGCAGGGCGAUCUGGCGCCGGAAGAUAUGCGUCGUUUCUCUUUGCUCUUCACCAGUGAAACAUCCUCGAUUCUUGCACAAAAGAACGGCAAUGCCGCCGACGAGGAUCCAAUGAUGGCGCUGCAUCCAGCGCUGGCCACAGCCGCAGCCAUCGCUGCAGCAGACACCGCCGCCGAGAGCUAUGUGCCACGCGAGCGCAGCGAUACAGAGAAGGCCUACGAGCUGGCCUCGCGGUUAGAGCUAAAGCUGCUGCAGUGCAAGGUGCGGGCGAGGGCGGUCCUUACACCGCUUGGUGAUAUGCUCGAAGAUAGCCGUUGGUUUAACGCCCUGGGCCUGGAGCAAUCGAUAUUUAUGCGUUAUCGCACACUGUACAUCGGCUAUGGCGGCCAUUAUACGCCUUCGACGACGUUGGCGCACACGGAAACUGUAGAUCUAUCGGCAAUUGGAUAUUGUUCGCGCAUCUCGCCACAGCAUGCGAUUAUCUUCUACGAUGAGUUCACUAAAUCAUAUGAGCUUAUUAACUAUUCCGAGUUCGGCACAGAGGUUAAUGGCCAGCUAUAUACGUGCGAUCUAACCGAAUACGCGCCGACGCAUGCCGGCAAACGCAUGCGUCCGGAUGAUGCCGAGUUGAAGAGACGCGUCGAUGAUCUGCUUGAUAAGCGGCGGCACAUACAACGUCAGUAUAACGAGCCCAAACGUGAGACACACGACAGACUGGCUCCCAUUGUAAAGCACGCCUGCCGCUGCCAAACCGCCGCACCCGCGCCCAUGGUGCCAGGCGCCUGGGAAGGCUCCGCUGUACUGGCCCAUGGCACUCUCUUACGUUUCGGUUGCCUCUCGUUCGUCUUCUCAGUGCCAUCCACGGAUAUGAUGAACGGGCGACUGAGCAAUGCCAAGUGAAGGACGUAAACCUAUCGCCAGUACCACAUAUAAGAGCUUCAUAUAAUAUACUCCAAGCAGCAGCUAACACAGAUGCAAACAAUCCAAUCUCAGUGAUCGAGAAAUCACACACAGGCAGAGGACCUAAAUGCCAGGAAUAUUCCAUCCCCCCUCCAUCACCUCCACCACCACAGCAACAACAACAAAAGAAAACAUACCUAGAAUUUAACUUAAGUUUGGGCUGCCAAGCCAAGGGCUCAAUCUAAAAACCGUACGAAAAAGACAGAGAAAGAGAAAGAUAGCAGUUAGAGCGUAAGUGUGAGUGAGAGAGAGUAUUGGGUAAACUACAAGCUCUACCUUUGGUAGCUACAUAUACAUUAAGAUAGAUUGCAUUAUAGAACAUUUUUAUUACAUGUUUUUAAUACUAGAAGUAUACUCUAAAUCGUCGUGGUUCUUUCUCAUUCAUUAUUUAAUCAUCAACAUCUUCCUCUUCCAUCUGCGGUAGUUGUAUAAAGAGCAUAACAAAUAAACGAAAAAGAGAGAGAGAGUUGUAAGGAAAUGGAAUUCGUUAUGGAGUUCAUAUUUCUUUUAUCUAAACUGGGUUUAAAACAAAAAAAAACAUACAUAUUGAGUAUCGUGUAAAUUUAGUUCACAUAUUGUGCAAAACAGAAUAAUUAUAAUAAAAAUAAUAAAUUAAAUAACAUUUAAGAGCAAACAAAUG
Drosophila hydei is the source of this 3445-nucleotide messenger RNA. RefSeq names its product PHD finger protein 12. Lineage: Eukaryota; Metazoa; Arthropoda; Insecta; Diptera; Drosophilidae. The record is from RefSeq and is a predicted model, not a curated record. The transcript is spliced from 5 exons. Gene Ontology annotation, cellular component: nucleus; Sin3-type complex. Gene Ontology annotation, molecular function: protein binding; transcription corepressor activity. Bases 19 to 2745 code for a protein of 908 amino acids. Gene Ontology annotation, biological process: negative regulation of transcription by RNA polymerase II.